CGUCUAACUUCCUCUCCCGCUCGUCGUCCGCCCGAGCGUGCUCGCUGACAACGACCACCCAGUCAUCCUCUCGUAUGUCCUACAGAACUCCAUCCAGACCGUCUCCGUGCUCGUCGCCGGCAGACUCGGCCCCGACGAGCUGUCGGCUGCCGCAUUCGCCCUGAUGCUGGCCAUGGUCGCAGGCUGGUGCGUCGCCCUCGGUGGUACCACUGCGCUCGACACCCUCGGCUCCCAGGCAUUCACCGGCGGAGACCGUGCCGCGGUGUCGGUCCACUUCCAACGCUGCCUCAUCCUGCUCUGGCUGCUCUUCGUCCCGGUCGCGUUCCUGUGGACAUUUAUCGAACCCGUCCUGCUCGCCCUCGGCCAGGAAGAGAGGCUCAGCUAUGACGUGCAGCGCUUCCUGCGCGUCUUGAUCGUAGGCGCACCAGGCUAUAUCGGCUUCGAGAGCGUCAAGAAGUAUCUCCAGUGUCAGGGCAUAAUGAGGGCGUCAACAUAUGUCCUCCUGAUGGUCGCUCCUGUCAACUUGGCGCUCAACAUCUUCUUCAUCCACUACACACCUCUCGGUUUGCUCGGAUCACCAGCUGCUAUAUCCGUCACCUACUGGCUCUGUUUCUCCCUGUUAUGCCUCUAUACAUACCUGUCGCCUGCCCAUCGCCGCAAUCAGACCUGGAUCGGGAUCCGUCUCGCCACCGUCUUCGACAUCAGGAGCUGUGCCGACUUCCUCAAGCUCGCGAUCCCCGGCAUUUUUAUGGUAGGAACAGAAUGGGCUGCGUUUGAAAUCGUCGCACUAGCAGCCGGGCGGUUGGGCUCUCUAUCGCUCGCCGCCCAGUCCGUGAUUAUGACCACCGACCAAAUCCUCAACACGAUACCGUUCGGAAUCGGCGUGGCUGCCUCCGCACGAGUCGGGAAUCUGAUCGGGGCACGAGAUGCGGCUGGUGCGAAACGCGCGAGCCAUGCAUCUGCGUUCCUCAGCGUCGUCGUGGGAUCUGUCGUCAUGACCGUCAUGCUAGCUACACGGAACGUCUUCGGCUUCCUCUUCAGUGACGAUGUGGACGUAGUCGCGCUCGUGAGCAGCGUUAUGCCCUUCGUGGCUUCCUUCCAGAUCGCGGAUGGUGUAGCUGGUUCGUGCGGCGGCGUCCUUCGGGGACAAGGGCGUCAGCACCUUGGGGCUAUCUUCAACCUCGUGGCCUACUAUGUCCUUGCAUUGCCCCUCGGCGUCACGCUUGCCUUCCACCCACGGACACACAUGGGCUUGCAGGGUCUCUGGCUGGGCCAAGUGGUGGCGUUGUUUAUCGUCGGCCUCGGCGAGUACGCCGUCGUAUGGCUGGGCACCGACUGGGACAAGGAGAUUCAGUAUAGCAUCGAGCGCAACCGAGAAGAAGCGAAGCGCCGCCAGCUCCACGAUGGCUACGAAGAGCUGUAGCGUUCCGGGCAGAGAUUUCCUCAGAUAUCAGACAUGUCAUAUGUUAUUGGUUAACCACUAUGCGUGCCUUGCUUCGCAGAUACAAUUCCCGAUGUAGUCACCAAGUAUGCCAAACACGAAAUGUGUUCCUUUUUUCAGUG
Molecule: messenger RNA, 1563 nt
Organism: Rhodofomes roseus
Lineage: Eukaryota; Fungi; Basidiomycota; Agaricomycetes; Polyporales; Fomitopsidaceae
Product: MOP flippase
Exons: 10
Coding region: 164-1423 (419 amino acids)
Biological process (GO): xenobiotic detoxification by transmembrane export across the plasma membrane
Cellular component (GO): membrane
Molecular function (GO): antiporter activity; xenobiotic transmembrane transporter activity
Source: RefSeq, a predicted model, not a curated record